ACUCGUGGAGUUUUACUGUGCUUUGCAUCGACUUUUCCUCUUGCUAGCUUCAGACUUUUGAUAUUCAAAACUCGCACGGUGAGGAGCAUACAGAAAGUCACCCUUUGUGAUGCAAAGAACCAUUAUUUCUCCGAUCGAGGACGCGUUGGCACUCUGUAAUUCAGACAGCCUCGUCUUUCUCCUCUCAGCGACACAAAGCAGUCAAGGCAACGUCAAUGCCAAACGGACCGCAGUGCGCACAGGCGAGAGGCUGCGCGCUCCUCUGCUGCGCGCACCAUGUCCAUCCCUGGAAGACGCAGGCAGUUUGGUCGCUGUUUAAUCUGCUUUAUAUUGUUUUGUUCAUGUUUUUAUCUGCAGUGGAACUAAGACGAAAGUUUACAACAAGCGCGAACGAUGUCGCGAAUCUAAAUAGAUUACCCCUCUCUGUGCGUUGAGGUUGGCUGUCAGCCAUGAAUGCGGAUGAACUAAACAUGACUCAAAAGGAACAUAUUCCAUUUGAAGAUGGACAUUUCAACUGCUGUUCAUUCAUAAAUGAUGGGAAUCUCUGGACAUUGGAUGACAGCACAAAACUGGUUGGAGUUCAAGUUGUUCUCAUCCUCGCUUACAGCACAAUCAUCCUGUUCGGAGUCACUGGAAACUCCUUGGUAAUUUAUGUCGUCUAUAAAUUUAAAACUCUACGCACAGUGACCAACUUCUUCAUUGUGAACUUAGCUGUGGCCGACCUGCUGGUGAAUACGCUGUGUUUGCCUUUCACUCUUGUCUAUCUUCUCUAUGAUGAAUGGAUGUUUGGUCAGGUGUUAUGCUUUUUAUUGCCUUUUGCUCAAGGCAUGACGGUACACGUCUCCACCAUAACUCUGAACAUCAUCGCUCUGGACCGGCACAGGAGCAUUGUCCACCACAUGGAGACCAAGAUGUCUAAAGAUCUGUGUGCUGUGGUCAUAGUCAUCUCAUGGGCCCUCAGCGCCUUGCUGGCUAGCCCCCUUGCCAUUUUCAGGGAGUAUGGGUCCUUUAAACCUUCACCGGAAGAGUCCCUGCAGGUGUGCACAGAGAAGUGGCCAGACAGCAGCAUGAAUGGAAAGAUCUACAGCUUCUCAAUGCUUGUGGUUCAGGUGGUUAUACCUUUGCUGAUUAAUUCUGUUGCAUACAUCCGCAUAUGGAACAAACUGAAGAAACACAUGACAUGCGGACGAAACGACAACCAGCGGAGGAAGAAGACCACCAAGAUGAUGUUGACCAUGGUGGUGGUCUUUGCUGUGAGCUGGUUGCCUUUCCAUGCAUUUCAGUUGGCUAUAGACAUUGAUAACAAUAUGCUGAAUAUGAAAGACUUCAAGCUGGUUUUCACACUGUUCCACAUCAUGGCGAUGUGCUCAACCUGCGUCAAUCCCAUCCUGUAUGGGUGGAUGAACAACAACUACAGGACGGCCUUUUUGUCUGUGGUCAAAUGUUACAGGCCUCUUGGUGUCAGAUAUAGAUCCUCGAAAAACAGAGAGAAGCAAAAAGAUGACGACAGGGACUGUACUGACUUCCGUUCAACAAAUCUCUGACGUGAAAAGGGAAAUAUUUACGUGCUUACUCAAAAUGUACAGUGCCUUGUAAAGAUAGUCAUGCCACAUUUAUACAUCUGUCAUGUUACAGGCAGAAACUUCAAUUUAUUGUAUUGGGAUUUUAUUGGAUAAACUAAGGUAAAGAGGUGCAUAGUGAAGUAAAAAGGAAAAUGAUACAUGAUUUUAAACCGUUUUUACAUAUCAUGAUCUAAAAAAUUUGCAUUUGUGUUGAACCCCCUAAACUGGUGGAACCAACUGCAGAUAGGAGUCUUGGGGUUGGUAAAUAGUCCACCUCUGUGUAUUUUUAUCAGAGUAAAUAAAGCUGCAUCUCAUGGAACACUGUUCAACUGUAUCAUGGUAAAUAGAAAGAGUAUGGCCCAACAGCAUACUUGGCAAGACAUGGUCAACCCCCUUAACCGACAGGCCAGGGAGGUAAAGCAUUAUUCAGAGAAGCACCAAAAUGGAGCCAUGGUAACUCUGGAGGAGCUGCAGAAUUCCAUGCCUCAGGUAGGAGUGUAUGUUGUGUAUGUCUUAUGGAAGAGUGGCAAAAAAAAAAUCAUUGGAAGAAAGCCAUACAGAGUCAUGUUUGCAGGCCAAUUGGAAGAAGGCACUGUAGUCAAAAAAGAACAAAUAUAACUUUAUGGCCAAGAUAUAAAACUGUAUGUAUGGAGGAAAACUAAUGCUGUGCAUCACCCUGAACACACCAUCAUCACAGUGAAACAUGGAGAUGGCAGCAUCAUGCUGUGGGGAGGCAUCUCCUCAUCAGGGACAGAGAAUAAAUAACUGGAAAACUGAUGAGCAUAAAACAGGGACACUCCUAGUAGAAAUCCUGUUAGAGACUGAAAAAAAGACUACUCGGGUGGAGGAACAACAACGCUAAACAUACAACCAGAGCUACAGUUUAAUGAUUCAAAUCAAAACAUAUUCCUUUGUGAGAAUGUCUGAAAUCAAAGUCCACACAUAAACAAAACUGAAAGUCAUUGGCAAGACUUGAAAACUGAUGUUCAUAUAUACUCUCAAACCAACCUGACUGAUCUUGAGCUAUUGUGCAAAAAUCUCAGUCAGUAGAUGUGCAAAGCUCGGAGAGACAUACUCCAGCCAAGGGUGGUUCUCCUAAGUGGUUCUCCUAAGUACUCAAGAGCUAUAAAACACAAAGGCAUGCUACAUUUUUGGAAAUUUUGAAAACUUUAAAAACCAUGUAUCACAUUCCUUUCACUUUAUAAAUUACGCACUAAUUUGUGCCAGCCUACCACAUAAAAUCCUAUAAAAACACAUUCAAGUUUGUGGUUAUAAUAUAAAUAAAAUGUGGAGAAGUUCAAGGUGUAUAAAAUAUUUGCAGGACACUGUAUGUCUUGUGCUUUAUGCGCAAUGAAAAUAACUUAAAAUAUGUGGCUGUUUAAAAGUUUUGCAUGAAUGUGUCAGCACUAUUAUUGGUAGAACAGAUUUUUGUUUUUAGGCGAAACCUUAAAAAUGUACGUUUUUGUGGACAGUUUGCAGUCAUGUUCAGAUGCAACUUUUGUGUCAGAGAUAUUGUUUUAUUUGAGAACUAUAAGUGGCAUUAUGUUUGCAAAAUCUCACAUUUAUUUGUGUUUUGCAAUUAAGGAAGCUUUUGGUUUUGCAAUCCUUCAAAGCUCUUUGAACAGCAGUAAUUUCAAAAUGUUUUAGAGUUUCACAUUGGAGUUUGGCUUUGUACUCUUUAGUCCAAUACCAGACCAUUUAAAGAGAAUGUCUGGUACUGUAUGCAAAGACUUCUAAAUUCAAGAGUGAAACCGGCAUUGUGUCUUUAUAUAUCAGUUUUAAAUUGGAUCUUUCUUUACUUUGUUACCAGGAGUUUGACAAAAAGUAACAAUUUGACCUGGCAAAUCCUGCCCUUUAGUAGAUGACCUACCGAUCAUUCAGUCUGCACCAAGUAUGAGAAUGCUAUUUCUCAAUGACCUUCUGUUCAUGUGCUGAUCGUUUUUGAAGUCUGACAUGUUCUUUACACAUUGCACAAAACAAUUUCAGGUAAAAUUAUUAAACAGAAAGAAAUUGUAAAGCAGCAAAGUAAAAAAAAUUGAAAGAGCUUCAGAAAGCUUGAAAAAGUUAUUGAUCAAUUGCACUUUGAAAAAUUUCAAGAAAGUCUGGCUUCUUUAAGGGGAAUAAAAAUAAGUUUGGCCAUGCAAUAGUUUUUCAUACAAAGAGCUUGUGACUCAAAGUUACUUUAAAUUAAGUCGCAGGUUAAGGAUUGGUGGAUUGACAGAUUAAUCAGUGUUAAUAGUUUUAUCUAAUAGGAGAACACAUGAGCAACUGGUUCACUUUUGCAUGAAGUUAAUUGUUUGACAGGCUUAAGAUGCCUCAAAGCUGAUGUGCUGCAGCACCAGAGUCAAUUUUUUAAACUAACCGCUGACAGAGUUGUUGGAAAGGACUUUCUAUUAGUAUAAAACUUAAUAUGUGACAGGAUUAUUACAUUUUGCAGCUUGAAAUGUUUCUUUAUUUUGUCUGGAUAAAAAAAAAAAUGUGUGUUAUAUUAGCAAGUAAACAAUUCAAAGAAUAAGGAGAAAAAAUGAUAAAAUCUUAGCUUUUUGUGACUCCCACUGUCAGUACAAAACAUAAAUAAAAUAUGCAAAAUAAAGCAGUUUAUCAUGGUAAUAUUCUGAUUUUGCACAUAAUUCAGUAACAAAUUAUCUUGGUUUCCCUUUUAAACUAUCAAGCAUUUCAAGCCUUUAUCCUGACUUUGCAUAAAUGAAAGUUUCCCUUAGGUCUCAAGAUUCCAUUAUUUCAUAGACUAAUGUCAAAACAAAAGCAGUACUGAAUGGUAACUAUAAAUUUGACAGCAUGCAAACUUCCAUGAUCUCCACCUGUUUGUAUGUGCAAAAUAAAGAGAAAUUAUGCCUCACUAAAUAUGAAGAGAAAAGGGUAUAUAGAAAAAAAACACCAUAUUUAUAAUAAUGGCACAACUUAAUUUCUGUAUUAAGUCAAAAACCUAUGUCAGUUUUUCUCUGUUCCAGUUUGUUUCAAGUAGGCUUUAAUACAUUUUUGAUCACAAAUGGACAUUCUAUUUGAAUCUCUUUUGAAUGCAUGAUGUUGUCACUGGUUCCUUACGUUACUGGUCUUGUUCUUUUCGAUUGUAAAUUCAAAACCUCACUGACAAUUAAAGAAUACACCCAGCCACUUUAAGAAAACCUGUCCGUUUGCUUGUUUACUAAAAAAGCAAAUCAGCCAAUCACAUGGCAGCAUAAAUGCAUUAAGGUAUCUAGUUGUGGUCUAGACAACUUGAAGUUAGAACCGAGCAUCAGAAUUGUUAAAUAAAGAGAAUUUAAGGAACUUAAACAACCGAGUUGGUGCCAGAUGGGUUGGGCUGAAUAUUUUUGAAACUGCUGCUACUAGGAUUUUAACACACAACUGUCUCUCAGAUUUACAGAGGAUGGCCCAAAAAGACAAAUUAUCCAGCGAGCAGCAGUUGUUUGAACCACAAUGCCUUUUUGAUGUCCACAGUUAGAGGAAAAUGGGCAGACAGCAUGUUGUGUGUUCAGUGAACAUACAACAUUCUGAACCUUAAAGCAGGUGAACUUCAGCAGUGGACGCCUGCAGCAGGUACCACUCCACUCAGCCAAGACUGAAGCUACAAUUUGCACAAUUUCACCAAAACUGGAUAAUAGCACGAGCAUGAGUUUACUGCUCUCCAGUGGCCUCCACAGUUACCAGAUCUUAAUUCAAUAAAGCAGCUGUGGGCUUUGGUGGAAUUGGAGAUGCGCAUCAUGGAUGUGCAGCCCGCAAAUCUGCGGCAACUCUGAGAUGCUAUCAGCGAUCAGAGGAAUCCUUCAGAACCCCGGUUAAAAGCAUUCAGCCUGUUCUAAAGACAACAAGGUUGUCCAACCUGGUACUAGCAAGGUGUGCCAGUAAAGUGGUCGGUGGGUGUUUGUGUGUAUAGAAUGAUUUUAUUUAUUUAACAUUUUACCAUGCUAAUUCAAAUCUGAAAGGUGCAGCAACCCAUUUUGCUGCAAUCAACAGAAUAGGAUAGUACACAUUUUUUCAAAAAUAAUUACAUAUUGAACAUCACAAUUUGAGGCUAAGCUGCUUCAACGUCAUAUAAAAACCAAUUGGAGUCCCUCUGCUUGUUCAGCCAUCUCAAGGCUAUUUGAGGCAACUGAAUGGUAGUUGUGAUGAACAUUCAAUCUUUUUCUGAUUAAACUCACAACAGCUGGAGUCAGAGUGCACGCUGGAUUAGAUUACAACUAUUCAAUGCAAACAUUUUUCUGAAGCUUGGAAAUACUUUGUUAUGGCAAUUUAAUGUCCAUAAAACUUGUUUUGCUGUUUGUUUAUGGGAGCAAUUACUUCUUAGAGCCUGAUUUCAAAAUGUUAUUGAUUUACAAAUGUGAAAUGUUAAAAAUGUUGUUUUUUUUCUUGAUGAAGAACUCAGUAAUGCAGUCAGGAAUUCAUGUCAUUAUGGAUUAAUUUGUUAAUUUAUAACUAAUCAAUGAAUG
Messenger RNA from Girardinichthys multiradiatus, 6007 nucleotides. RefSeq names its product neuropeptide Y receptor Y2 (gene npy2r). Gene Ontology annotation, molecular function: neuropeptide Y receptor activity. Lineage: Eukaryota; Metazoa; Chordata; Actinopteri; Cyprinodontiformes; Goodeidae. The coding region runs from base 450 to 1544 and encodes 364 amino acids. The transcript has 2 exons. Gene Ontology annotation, cellular component: membrane. Gene Ontology annotation, biological process: G protein-coupled receptor signaling pathway. The record is from RefSeq and is a predicted model, not a curated record.